This is a messenger RNA of Lycium ferocissimum, 1264 nucleotides long. RefSeq lists its product as uncharacterized. The transcript is spliced from 13 exons. The record is from RefSeq and is a predicted model, not a curated record. Bases 56 to 946 code for a protein of 296 amino acids. NCBI's taxonomy places the organism in Eukaryota, Viridiplantae, Streptophyta, Magnoliopsida, Solanales, Solanaceae.
AUUCUCAUAUAAUUAGUCUUUAGGUUUUUACUAAUCACUUAUUAUACCGCUAGCCAUGGCUUUACAAACUGGAAUAGGCUUAGGCAGAAUAAUCUUUAUAGUUGGCGCUGGGUAUACUGGUACUGUACUGUUUCAAAACGGUAAAUUAUCUGAUGUAAUUGGCGAACUUCAGAACUUGAUAAAAAAUUAUGAAAAAUCAGGGGAGGCAGAUGGUGGAGAUUCGGAUGUUAUGGCUGCACAGGUUCGUAGGCUGGCAAUGGAGGUUCGACAAUUGGCUUCUGCACGAUCAAUUACUGUUCUAAAUGGAAAUUCUAGUGGUAACUUCACAUCUCUUAUCAUGCCAACUGCUGCAGUAGGGGCACUGGGUUAUGGAUAUAUGUGGUGGAAGGGUCUAUCAUUCUCUGACCUUAUGUAUGUUACCAAAAAGAGUAUGGCGGAUGCCGUUUCAAAUAUGACAAAGCACUUGGGGCAUGUUUCUGAGGCGCUUGCUGCAACAAAGAGACAUUUGACACAGAAAAUUGAGAAUGUCGAUGGGAAAUUGGAUGAUCAAAUGGAGAUGUCAAAACUAUUAAGGAAUGAGGUUAAUGAUGUGCGUGGUGAUCUAUCCGAAAUUGGUUGUGAUUUGGAUGAUUUACAGAGAAUGGUUUCUGGUCUGGAUGGCAAGUUACUUUCCUUGGAAGGCAAACAGGAACUUGCAAAUGCUGGUGUUAUGUACCUGUGCAAUGUAGUCAAUGGAAAAAGGGUGAAGAUGCCUGACACCCUUCAGGAACAACUCAAAAUUGUGGGCAACUCUACACCUAGUCUGAUGGGCCUUAAAGAACUUUCAGACUCUUUACCACAAGGAAAUUCCAAUAGGUAUCUAACUGACGGCAUCGCUGAAGAUGGUCCUGUUAAGUUAAAAGAUCCACCAAGACGCAUAAUGAGGACGGCUUCUACCAAGGGCUGAUUCACCCAUAUCGAAGGAAAUAUCAUUUAGAUGUUUCUGUUUUCCUAGUGUAUUGGGCACUGCUGGGGGAUUUUCUUUGGGGGUUGAAGAUGGGACUUUGUGUUGAACGGCAGUCUCUUCAAUUGCUGUUCCACUUAAUAUUACGAGCUAUUUGUAUCCAGAUGAUGGACCCUAUAUUUAUACCCGCACUGAUAUUUCAUCUGUGUACUCAGUAUACAUGUUUUGAGUCUCAAAUCAUAACAAUUGUACAUGAUGGAAUAAAAUAUGUGUCACUGGUUAGUAAGUGCAGCGGUGACACUGUUAGUUUGACAAGAAUUA